This is a messenger RNA of Quercus robur (English oak), 624 nucleotides long. RefSeq lists its product as uncharacterized. The coding region runs from base 163 to 453 and encodes 96 amino acids. The record is from RefSeq and is a predicted model, not a curated record. NCBI's taxonomy places the organism in Eukaryota, Viridiplantae, Streptophyta, Magnoliopsida, Fagales, Fagaceae. The transcript is spliced from 2 exons.
GGGUCUUUCACCACUAUUGUGGAUGCUCUAAAGUCUUUAACGGUAGAUAUGCAACUUUUAACAAUCCAGUAAAUUGGAGAGGAAAGAGAGACAGAGAGAGAUCAUAGGAUCACUGUCUGCUUUAAUUGAAUCAGACCCACAAAAUAUCUCACAGCAACUUCAAUGGCCGAGCCAAAGCCAGAGCCAGCAGUGACUCCAGAAGAAAAAGAUGUAAAAGCACCAAAUAUCAUUGAGAGAGCUAAGGAAGAGAUUGAAGCAAUAGUUCAAACUGACAAUUCACCACACCAUCACAAGGAAACGCAUGGAAGGAGUGAUGACAUUGACGAGAACACCCCGGUAGAUGAAGUCAAAGGGCCAAAUGUUUUUGAACGAGUGAAGGAAGAGAUUGAGGCCCUUGUUGGAGCAGUUCUUCCUAAGAAGGAAUCCAGUGGUCAUGAGUCAUCUUCAAAGUAAGAGGUGGAUUGAACAUCUAUUGUAAGAAGGUUUGAGAAAUAUUGUUCUCAGUGUGAUUAGACAGGAGAAGCUAUAGUUGUAUUGUCUUUGAGUUUUUAAUCACUCUGAUUUGUAUGUUUUUGCUAUUGAAAUUUCAAAUGGAAUCCAGCAUGAUUGUAUUUUGUCUCUUUA